GAGCAAAUGUAGACGUAUCCAUAGAUAGUUGCUGUCUCUUUCUCCCUUUGUCUUUUCACACCUUUUAAAUUUGACAAUUCACAGGCACUGUUAUAUCAUUACUCCCUUAUCUUCUUAAAAGACGAUUCUCUAAUCUCUAAGACUUUGUCUACACUAUGCGGUGGAUUGAAGCUACUAUGAUCAAUCUACUAGCCAUCUAUUUAUUGCAUGUUUAGAUACAAUAAAUUGAUCUCCAAGCACACGCUCAUCGAUGCUGGUACUCCACCAAGAUGAGAAGAGUAGUCAACAGGAGAGCAGUUCAUCACAUGCAAGACGCCACACUGCUAUGGCUAUUGUUGAACCAUAUCUUCGUCAGAAUAGGGUGGAAUGGCUGCGCUGAAUGGAGAAUGAGGCCCAUAAUCUGAGACCCCAGAUAUAAGUAAGAUGGCAAAUAACCCUUGUACCAGGUAACAUUCCAUGCAUGCUCUGCAUGUCAGCUGGAGUCGGUCUCUUACAGUGAAUCUGGAAAGAAGAACAAAGAAACCUUAUCAAAGCUAUGGCAGCACCAAAGAAAGUGCUGCUAUCCUCCCCUCCCGAUGGAGGCUGGGGAUGGAUGAUUGUUGUUGGCUGCUUCCUCGUUACUAUCUGCACUAGGGCUGUAACAAGAUGCAUCUCAAUUUUCUUUGUGGAGUUCCAGACAUACUUUGCUCAGGAUUACGCCCGAACAGCUUGGAUCCAUUCCAUUGCCGACUGUGCCACAAUGCUGUGUGCCCCACUGGGAAGUUUUAUCAGUAACCAUGUAUCGUGUCAAGUGGGCAUCAUGCUUGGAGGACUUCUUGCAUCUGCCGGACUGAUCCUGAGCUCAUUUGCCACAAGCCUGGGACACCUCUACUUUUCAUUAGGCGUGCUUACAGGAGUUGGAUUUGCACUUUGUUAUUCUCCGGCCAUAGCAAUGGUGGGCAAAUAUUUCAACAAAAGAAAAGCCCUGGCAUAUGGGAUAGCCAUGUCAGGGAGCGGAAUCGGCACCUUCAUUCUGGCCCCUGUGGUCCAACUCUUGAUUGAACAGUUUUCCUGGCGUGGAGCUUUACUCAUCCUGGGCGGUUUUGUUUUAAAUCUCUGUGUCUGUGGUGCCCUGAUGAGGCCUAUUGCUCUUCAGGAGGACCAUAAAAACCCUCCUGAGUUUCUUGAACAGGAAUAUGUCUCAGAAGCACAGAAGCAAGACUUAAAGCAAUUUUCCAUCUGUUCACCUUUAAUCAGAGCAUGGUCCCAUGAACGUCUGUGUCGUUGUUCCUGGCAAGAAUACAACUUCUUACUGAUGCCAAACUUCCUGGUGCUAGCAGUGUCUGUUUUAUUUAUGGCAUAUGGCUGUAGCCCUCUUUUUGUCUACCUAGUGCCUUAUGCUUUGAGUGUGGGGGUGAGUCAUCAGCAGGCUGCCUUCCUUAUGUCCAUACUUGGUGUCAUCGAUAUUAUUGGUAAUAUCACCUUUGGAUGGUUGACAGACAGAAGGUGUCUGAAGAAGUACCGCCAUGUUUGCUACCUCUUUGCUGUGGGAAUGGAUGGCCUCUGUUGUCUCUUCCUUCCCGUUCUCCAAAGUUUCCCUUUGCUUGUGCCAUUCUCAUUUACUUUUGGGUAUUUUGAUGGAGCCUAUGUUACACUGAUCCCCGUCGUGACAGCAGAUGUAGUGGGAACUGCUUCCUUAUCAUCAGCUCUAGGUGUAGUGUAUUUUCUUCAUGCAGUCCCUUACCUAGUGAGUCCACCUAUUGCAGGUUGGCUGGUAGAUACAACUGGCAGCUACACGGCAUCUUUCAUUCUGUGUGGAUUUUCUAUGAUAUUCAGUUCAACAUUACUGUGCUUUGCCAGGAUAGCAAAGAAAAUCAAAAAGACACAUUUGAGGUCACUUACCAGAAAUACUGACACAAAACAGCAGAUUUGGACAAAUGGAGCAAUAGCUUAUUCUGUGUCUGGAGAAUUAGACCAUCAGGAUGUAGAAAUAUUGCCCACUGAGGCAAAUAGCUACAGCAACAGAUGACAAGUGCCACCCUGCUUUGGUCUACAGCACAGCCAUGCCUAACAGAGAUGUGACUGCACAUGCUACACUCGUGAAGAUAUAUUUUCCCAGUGCAAAGAAAAAAACAAGGCAUCUUUCAACUAGAUUUUUCUCUAUUUUUGUAGGUUAAAAACCAGUUGAUACAACUAUAAAGCAAAGUUAGAUACAAAUGAGGAGAGUUCUGUUAAGAUGUAUGCAGAAUGUUUUCUGAGUCAGUAAUGCUGGCUCCUGAGAUAAUAGGAUGAAUGUACUGAGGUAAUUGAUCAUGACCAGAAGUAAUUUACAUGACUGUCAAAGUACAACUGAACAACAGAACUUAGACUGAAACUGUUUUAAAAACAGGGCUCAUGCAGUGCUGCAUUCUGUUUUGUUUAUCAGUGGACUGACCAGCAAAAAGAAGUUCUAAGCGUAUUGGUCUUUGCCAAAUGUUUGACAAUUGUUGUUACAGAUGCCAAUGUAAUUGUUAGGGAAUUCUGCUGGACAGUUGUGUUUUAGACCAUCUAGAACAUUAUUUUAAAGUAUCUCUGAAGCAACUUUAAUUUUACAGCGUGGCUAAAUUUUGCACAUAACUAGGGUUGCCAGAUGGCUUAACCAAAAAUGCCAAACAGGCCUUCUCCCCUACCCCCGCCC
Molecule: messenger RNA, 2656 nt
Organism: Pelodiscus sinensis (Chinese soft-shelled turtle)
Lineage: Eukaryota; Metazoa; Chordata; Testudines; Trionychidae
Source: RefSeq, a predicted model, not a curated record